Manihot esculenta (cassava) is the source of this 1600-nucleotide messenger RNA. RefSeq names its product probable serine/threonine-protein kinase PBL5. Gene Ontology annotation, biological process: protein phosphorylation. Gene Ontology annotation, molecular function: ATP binding; protein kinase activity. The transcript has 5 exons. The record is from RefSeq and is a predicted model, not a curated record. Lineage: Eukaryota; Viridiplantae; Streptophyta; Magnoliopsida; Malpighiales; Euphorbiaceae. Bases 168 to 1409 code for a protein of 413 amino acids.
UUGCAGCUCUCUCUGUUUUCCACAUUCUGUGCUUCUCCUCUCUCUGUGUCUGUAGAUAGUCGAGAAAGAAAGGAAACAAAAGAAGAAAAGAGAGAGAAUUUAUGUUUGAUUUUUGGGUUUUUGUUUGAAAUUGAUAAAAAUAAUCAAAAUAUAAUAAUAACAAGAAGAUGGGGUGUUUUCGCUGCUCUGGACGAUCAAGCAAACGAUCAGAGAGAAGCAACAAUAAUAGCAUUAAACGCAACGAUCAAACACGAACCACUUCAGGGUCAUUGAAAGUAAAGCCAUUUGCAAAUGUAAAGGAAGAGGGUACUUCUAAUGAUGAUCAAUUAUCUUUAGAUGUAAAGAAUUUAAAUUUGGUAGAUGAGGUUUCUAAGAAUGUGAGAAAUAAUGGGAAACUCGCCCAGACCUUUACUUUUGAGGAACUUGCAGCCGCAACAGGCAAUUUCCAGUCAGAUUGUUUCUUGGGUGAAGGAGGUUUUGGCAAAGUUUACAAGGGGCAUUUGGAUAAAAUCAAUCAGGUUGUUGCUAUUAAGCAACUUGAUCGAAAUGGCGUUCAAGGGACUAGGGAGUUUGUAAUUGAAGUAUUGACAUUAAGUCUAGCAGAUCAUCCCAAUCUUGUCAAGUUGAUUGGAUAUUGUGCCGAGGGUGAUCAGAGGCUAUUGGUGUAUGAGUACAUGCCAUUAGGAUCCCUAGAAAACCAUUUGCAUGAUCUUCCGCGUAAUAGGCAACCACUUGAUUGGAACACAAGAAUGAAAAUAGCUGCUGUUGCUGCUAAGGGUUUAGAGUACUUGCACGAAAAAAUGAAGCCACCAGUUAUAUAUCGUGAUCUGAAAUGCUCGAACAUUUUGCUUGGUGAGGGCUAUCAUCCAAAGCUAUCUGAUUUUGGCCUGGCCAAAGUGGGACCCAGUGGGGAUAAGACCCAUGUUUCUACAAGGGUUAUGGGCACAUAUGGAUAUUGUGCACCAGACUAUGCAAUGACAGGUCAAUUGACGUUUAAAUCAGAUAUUUAUAGCUUUGGGGUGGUUCUUUUGGAGCUCAUCACAGGCAGGAAAGCAAUUGAUCAAAAAAGGGAUCAUGGAGAGCAGAAUCUGGUUGCUUGGGCACGACCUAUGUUCAAAGACCGGAGAAACUUUUCACGCAUGGUCGACCCUUUACUUAAAGGUCAAUAUCCUGUGAGAGGAUUGUACCAAGCUCUUGCGAUUGCUGCAAUGUGUGUUCAGGAGCAGCCUAAUAUGCGGCCGAAUGUAUCGGAUGUGGUCAUGGCUCUAAAUUAUCUGGCUAGCCAAAAAUAUGAUCCCCAAAUCGAUCCAGUGCAAGGCUCUCAUAAGACUCCAUCUCGACACGGACCAAAGAAAGAUAAUGACAGAAGUGCAGGCAACGUUUCUCCAGAGUCAAAUGGUGACAGCUAAAAAUGAAUGGUUGAUAGCUCUUUGUAGUGUUUAUAUAUAGCAGGUUGGGGUAUCAGAUUAUCAAGGAGAUACCUCUCAUACAGGAAAUUUCUGCCCCUUUUUUUUUCCCUUUUGGUGUAAAUGUGAGCUGGGAUUCUUGUAUCUCUGUAGGAUCCAUUUCGUAAUUUAAUAGACUAGCCUUGAAUUUUUUU